Messenger RNA from Salvia miltiorrhiza (redroot sage), 2258 nucleotides. RefSeq names its product putative RING-type E3 ubiquitin transferase C3H69. The transcript is spliced from 8 exons. Gene Ontology annotation, molecular function: ubiquitin protein ligase activity; metal ion binding. Gene Ontology annotation, biological process: protein polyubiquitination. Lineage: Eukaryota; Viridiplantae; Streptophyta; Magnoliopsida; Lamiales; Lamiaceae. Bases 465 to 1487 code for a protein of 340 amino acids. The record is from RefSeq and is a predicted model, not a curated record.
CGAAUGCAAAAAAGGAUCAAAUGCAUCAGAAGAUAACUUCGUAAAAGUUUACUAAUUCAGUCGAAAUCAUGAAUUCGAAAUACGCAUUUAUGAAAAAGCGAUCGCAGGUGAUUUUUAUUUGAAAAAAAUGAAUUAGAAGAUGCAAUGGCAAAUUCAAAUUGGACGAAAUGCAUCUAACAUUUAUUAUUGUUUGUUGGAGUAUUUGAUAUGGUAUGUUUAUAUAAUAUGGUGUUGGAUACUAUAUUGAGCAAAAUGCAGCAACGGCAUACACGCCAGAGAGAAACGAGGCGUAAUCCUUGAAAGUGGAGGACUCUGGUUUGCAUCUAGCAACCUCCACCACCCCUAUAUACGCUCCCAAUUUCUUCCAAAUUUCUUGAUUCAUUCAUUCAUUCACUGCGAGCCUUCUUUUCGUUAUAGUCAAGCAAGCAAAUUCGUGAGUUUCCUAAGGGAUUCUCACGAACGCCAUGUCUAAACGGGUUCUGUGUAAAUUCUUUGCUCAUGGCGCAUGCUUGAAAGGGGAGCACUGUGAAUUUGCGCAUGAUUGGAAGGCCCCAUCAAACAAUAUAUGUACCUUCUAUCAAAAGGGGAUUUGCACAUAUGGUAGUCGAUGCAGAUAUGAACAUGUCAAAGUUUCUCAUUCCCCAUCUACAGUUCUUUCUUCAUCAGAAGGUCCUCUCCCCAUUGAGCGCCCAGUGUCGACCGCAGAUGUUACUGCUGAACAUUCAGCUUCCGCUGGACCGCCUGCAUGGGUUGGGGGAUCAGGGCAUCGUGAUAUGCUAAAUGAUGAUUAUCAUAUCGGCCAUUCUAACCACGUUGGUACAUCCGAUCGUGGUAUAUGUUCUUUUGCUGCUGUUGGUGAAUGCCCACGAGGAGAAGACUGCCCUCACAUUCAUGGGGACCUGUGUCCAAUCUGUGAGAAACAAUGCUUGCAUCCCUUUAGGCCUCAAGAAAGAGAAGAGCACUUGAAGUCUUGUGAGAAAAGGCGGAAACAUUUAGAAGCGCUAAGAGGUAGUCAAGAAAUAGAGUGUAGUGUGUGUCUGGAGGCUGUCCUCUCAAAGCCUACAUCAGCGGAAAGGAAAUUCGGAAUUCUAUCAGAGUGCGACCAUUCGUUUUGCAUAUCAUGUAUCAGAAAUUGGCGCAGUAGUUCUCCAACUUCUGGGAUUAAUGUUAAUUCUGCUGUAAGAACUUGCCCUAUAUGUCGAAGACUUUCAUACUUCGUCAUUCCUAGUGUCGUUUGGUAUUCCUCGAGUGAGGAAAAACAAGAUAUUGUUCAGAGCUAUAAGACAAGACUGAGGUCUAUUGACUGCAAGCACUUUGACUUUGGAACUGGAACUUGUCCAUUUGGGACAAGUUGCUUCUACAGGCAUGCAUUUAACGAUGGUCGUCUUGAGGAAGUUGUUGUACGCCAUGUUGGGGCUGAUGAUGGAGAUACAGUGAUCCCCAAAGAUAUAAGGAUCUCCGACUUUCUUAACUUGCAGAUAAGAUGAUUAAACAAUUUUGAUUUCAACUAUUUUUCCAGAAGGGGUUUUGGUGGUAUACUCUCGUGUGCGGUGUGCUGUUCAACUAACAUUUCAACAACCUGUGGAGCAAGCCUGCGUUCGCUAAGUAAGAUAAAAUUGUUUUGAGCUGGUAUCAUUUCAUGUGUGUUAACAUCUUUUUGUUGAAAUAAGAUAUCUAGUGAUCGUACGAAGCCUUGUUUAGGGAGAAAAGGUUUAGAUUUAUCUAAAGUAAAAGCUAGUAGUCAUUGGGUGAAAGUUUGCCUUAAACAUUGUAGAUUAAGUAAAACAUGGAGUAGUAUAUUUUAGUCUAUCUAUAUUCUGAAUUAUGAUAUACUUUUUUUUUUCUUCAUCAAUUUCAGAUACAGCACUGAUUCCAUGAUUUGAGGCCUGCCGGUCCUAAUAUACGGGUAGUUCUGUUGGACUAUAUUGAAAAGUGAAAAUGAUGUAUAUCUAUGAACUAUAUCAAGAGUGAGGUUUUGGUUAUUUACCGUUGUUUUGUUCGAAAAUAAAGUCAUUGUUUUGAUUAUAUGAUACAUGAGAAACUGGGCUUACCUUGGAGGGCUGGGUUGUGCAUUGUAUUUUUCCUAUUGUGUGAACCAUGUAUUUAUUACACACCCCAUUUUGGUAGCUCUUGUAAUAGCUUAUUUUUGAAAGUGGUGUUGAAUGAUGCUAAUUGAGCAUUACUCAUUAGCACCCAAGGUGUAACUGUAACAUAUGCUACUCUCAUGAUAUAUAUAUCAGAUGCAAUAUUCAAUUUCA